This is a messenger RNA of Selaginella moellendorffii, 1470 nucleotides long. RefSeq lists its product as uncharacterized. Gene Ontology annotation, cellular component: chloroplast. Bases 70 to 1347 code for a protein of 425 amino acids. NCBI's taxonomy places the organism in Eukaryota, Viridiplantae, Streptophyta, Lycopodiopsida, Selaginellales, Selaginellaceae. Gene Ontology annotation, molecular function: protein kinase activity; ATP binding. The record is from RefSeq and is a predicted model, not a curated record. Gene Ontology annotation, biological process: protein phosphorylation. The transcript has 12 exons.
CACGUGGCCUUAUCCUGCACACAUCGGCGUCUCAAGAACAGGCUAUGCGCUGCUCUCGCGUUUCGUUCCAUGGGAAUUAGUGUGAAAUCUUUGUUCAGUAUGGUAUCGCCUGCCUCCGCCUUCUGUGGAUCUGAACGAGCGGGUUUACCCGCGUGUAAGUUUUACUCGGGCAGGCGUAAGAUUCACAGGUGUCAUUGCGUUUUUGCGACCAUGGACGUGUUUUCUUCCGAUGAUAUUGUGCUGGAAAGUUUACUGGGGACAUAUGGCUACAUGAGCAUCUCCAGCUACGACCCGCCCAAGCUUGAUGGAGGAAUAGAGAGCAUGACAACCAGUUUAAAUGCAAAGAGAUUUGGUGGUCAGGAGGUUGAUGCUGGUAACGUGGAAACAAGGCUCUACUCCGGAAGAGUAAGGCGUGGUCCGAACACUGGCACACGCAUUUUACUGAAAGCUUAUCCGGUUCGAAAUGCCGGUGGUCAUGAAGCUGAUAUGAUGGCGGCAAAUGAGUUGAGUUCACACGCCAUUCUUCAGGACUCUUCAAUGGGAAAGACAUGCGAAAACAUAAUAGUACUUCUUGGAGGAUUUGAGACACGCACAGGAGAACAGUGGCUUGUGUUUCGAAAUGAUGGAAUCAAAUCCGGGGCUGAUUAUGCCAUGGCUGCGGGCGUUGCAACUCAGAAGGGCAUUUCUGUAGGUGUUUGGGACUUUUGGGAUCGUUUUGAAAAAGCAGAGGUUCUUCAAAGGAGACAUGCUUUUAUUCGAAAACUACUUGCUGGUGCCUUUACUGGUCUGUCUUUCAUGCAUGCCCGUGGUCAACUACACCAGUCUCUUGGCCCUGCAUCAGUGAUUCUCAACACAAUGGAAGAGCGAAAUAUUUCAAUGGUUUUACCUCGUUUACGGGAUCUCGCCUUUGCUGUGGAUGUGAGUAAUGAAACUCUGUUUCGUGGUGCCGACCCGAAAUUUGGAGCUCUUUCUGAUAAUCUUUGGCGUAGAGCAGCCGCUGCAGGUGCUCGAACAAUAUUUGAACGCAAGGCAUUUGGAAUUGCUGAUGAUAUCUUCUCUGGUGGCCUGCUUCUGGCAUAUAUUGUUUUUGCAUCUCUCAGUGUUCCUGGUAGCGUUGAUGCUCCAUCACUUCAGAGGCUUUUGGAAAGCACAUUUCGACUUGAUUUAACUGCUACUAGAGAAUAUUGUAUGAUGGAUGAUAGGUGGGAAGAGGCUGUCAAAUUCCUGGAUCUCGAUAAUAAAGCAGGAUGGGAACUUCUCCAGGUGAGUGAGGCGAUGCUCAAUCCAGAUUAUCGGCAACGGCCCAUAGCAGAUGCCGUUCUGUGUCACCGGUUCAUGACAGGUUGACGAAAGGAAAAGUAAAGCUGCAGACCCGGUACAGUGUACUAUGCUUUUGAUAUCAGCUUCUUCGUUUGCAACAUGUGAGCGCAUCUGGUUGAAUUGAUCGGUAAAAUCGGAAUUUUCUUUCAA